AUGAUCGUCUUCGUUCAAGCGUUGCUGGUCACGUGCGCCUGGACGCUGGUGGGCGCGGGCAUCACGGAUCUGACGCCGUGCCCGCCGUCCGUGUUCAGGGACGCGUCGCGCGGCAAAUCCGUCGGCGGCGACACGUACCGCAAGAGGAUCGCCGACCGCUGUUCGAAGGUCGGCCGGGCGCAGCAGCAGCAGCAGCGCCCGGUGACGAUGAUGAUGAUGAUGAUCUCUCAGCCCUUCGUCUGGCCGCGAUUGCGAUGGCCGUUGACCGCUGAUGACCGUUCGCCGGCCACGCCACCGUACGCCGCCGAACCGGUCGUGGCAUCGCGUCCCGUCAAGGCCAAGCGUACCGUCGUCGAACGCCGAGUGGUCGUCAAUCUGCCCGGCUACGUUGUCAACCUACAGCUACGGUCGCGGCCGCCGCCGGUUCACCGUACAAGCACCACCGCCUCCGCCAGUUUUGCCAGGACGCAGAGGCCACCGUGCACCACCACCACUUGCGGUGCGACGACGUACAGGCCACCGCCGUCCAGUACUCCGUCUACGUGCACUACCGUUUGCGCUGCGACGCCCACUACCCCGUCACCGACACCACCGGCCACUACACCGUCGACGUGCACCACCACUUGCACUCCGACGCACACGUCACCGGCACCACCGGCCACUACACCGUCGACGUGCACCACCACUUGCACUGCGACGCACACUUCACCGACAUCACCACCCACUACCCCGUCGCCGACACUACCGCCCACUACCCCGUCGACGUGCACCACCGCUUGCGCUGAAACGCACACGUCGCCGACACCACCAUCGACUACCCCGUCGACGUGCACCACCACUUGCGCUGUGACGCACACGUCGACAACACCACCGCCCACUAAACCGUCGACGUGCACCACCACAUGCGCUGAGACACGAACACCACCAUCAUUACCGACAAUAACGUCUACGUUACGUUUCGGCUCUUCGGAUUUUUCGCAGACAAAGCCGAACCCAUGGAUGCGGACGACGGUUUCUUGUUGUCCGCAUCGGAUAGUCUCGGAAAACUCGUGGCCAUGGCGGGUGCAACCGUGGCCAAUGCAAAGCACCCCACCAGCGCCAUCGUGGACCCAGGGAAAUCAGCAUCCCUUUUCGGUCCAAUGGCCGCAAGUACAGGUCCUCGACAGAACAGGAUAG
Sipha flava (yellow sugarcane aphid) is the source of this 1176-nucleotide messenger RNA. RefSeq names its product mucin-2-like. The record is from RefSeq and is a predicted model, not a curated record. The transcript has a single exon. Bases 1 to 1176 code for a protein of 391 amino acids. NCBI's taxonomy places the organism in Eukaryota, Metazoa, Arthropoda, Insecta, Hemiptera, Aphididae.